AUGGCGACGCAAGGAUGUAUUGCCGAUGAUCUUCUCUUCCAGCUGGCUGACAACAUUGAGACGGGAGAGCAGAUGGAGGCCUUAGGACGAGCUCUUGGAUUUAAGGCUGCAGCUAUCAAUAGAUACACUGACACCAACAACAAAGGUGACCGAGUGACUUGCAAGGGAACACGUGACAUGCUGUUUAACUGGAGACAGACAGUGGAGCCUUGCGACCAGCAUCUCAGACUCAAACAAGCUCUCACUGACGUUAAGCUGGUUAUGCUUGCUGAUACAUAUCUCAAGGGGACACCAAGUAUUAGAGAUAUCUUCAAUAAGAAGAUUUCGGAAUCCUUGACUGUUGAGCAAUGUCGCGAAAAGUUGAGAAACAAGUACCUGAAUGAAUUGUGCAAAAUCCAAAUGAAGCCAUGGGAUCAGAAUGCCUAUGCUGAGUUUAGAGAUAUGCACACGGUGGUCACAGUGAUGAAAAAGGACGCUCAUGGAAAAGACAUGAAAAUUAAGGAAGUAAUCCAGAAUUCUGUGUCUGACAUCUUUUCAACGAAAGUAAAUGGCAUACUGCCAGCUCGAAUCCUCAUUUCGGCCCCGGCUGGACGAGGGAAGACCACGGCUGUUGCUAAGAUGGCUUACGACUGGGUUCAUAGAGAAAAGGGGUCAGCAUUAGAACACCUGCCACUCCUGUUUGUUGUAAAAUUCAGAAACACAGGUCAGCUUACAUCGAUCGGAGAAGCCAUCAAAUCCCAGCUUUUGAGGGAUGUUGAUGAUCUCACACCAGAGGGUCUAGAGAAUUUCAUCAGAAAGAAUCAGGGAAUCUGUCACAUCAUUCUAGACGGGCUAGAUGAGUAUGCCGGUAUUUCUUCUUCAAAUCGAAGCUUAAUGAGCAACAUUGUCAAUGUCAUCCGAUGGGAGGAGUUUCUACAGUGUCGAGUCCUUGUAACAACACGGCCUCACCUAGAGAACUUCUUCAAUCAAGCGGAACUUGCAACGGUAUACACAAAGAUGUGGAUCGACGGAUUCUCUAGAGAGAGCUCUCGAGAUUACAUCGACAAAUUCUUUGCUUCGAGUUCGAAUGCUAACAAUGGACAUGGUCUGAAGGUUUACCUUGAUGACCAACCACUUAUUGAUGAACUUGUUAAAACACCUCUAUUUUGUCUCAUGGUCUGUCACUUGUGGAGCAAUGGCCUACUGGACAGUGGUACUACUACUCAAACAGAAUUGAUGGACAGCGUGAAUCUUUUUCUGAGGCAUUAUGCAAACGCCCGAUCCAAGUCGAGAGUGAAAAUCACACCCGGAAUGUUAAGGAAAAUAAUUCUUCAACUAGGCGAAGUGGCUCUAACUGGUCUGCUCGACGAUGCUAAAAAACUUGUCUUCACGCCUCAUGAUUUCCGAGGAGUUCCCGCACUACUUGAUAUGGCGUGUGAACUUGGGAUAGUAUCCAAGACGACUGUUUCAUCAACAUGGCUUCCUCAGUCCGACGAGACAACUUCCACUACGAUUGAGUUUUAUCACAAAAUCGCACAAGAACACUCGGCUGGAAAAUUCCUCGCUGAUCAAACGUACCACUUUCUGUUACAUUUCAAGAUUUCUAAGUUAGAUAAAGUACUACGCAAGAUCGAAGCAAAAAUCGGUGACUACGAGAAUCUCAUCCGAUUCGCCGCUGGCACGGACAACAAGCUCUCUUUUUGGAAGAGAGCGAGAGAUAUCGCAUUCUCCUUGAUUGUUCAUCAGAGACCACCAGUACAAAAGGAAAUGUGUCUUCGUUGGUUCAAAGAUGUGUGA
This is a messenger RNA of Strongylocentrotus purpuratus (purple sea urchin), 1776 nucleotides long. RefSeq lists its product as uncharacterized. The record is from RefSeq and is a predicted model, not a curated record. Bases 1 to 1776 code for a protein of 591 amino acids. Lineage: Eukaryota; Metazoa; Echinodermata; Echinoidea; Camarodonta; Strongylocentrotidae. The transcript has 3 exons.